Messenger RNA from Bactrocera dorsalis (oriental fruit fly), 1146 nucleotides. RefSeq names its product trypsin-1. Bases 62 to 922 code for a protein of 286 amino acids. Lineage: Eukaryota; Metazoa; Arthropoda; Insecta; Diptera; Tephritidae. The transcript is spliced from 4 exons. The record is from RefSeq and is a predicted model, not a curated record. Gene Ontology annotation, biological process: proteolysis. Gene Ontology annotation, molecular function: serine-type endopeptidase activity.
AUGUUGAGACAGUUCGGCAACAGGUUCUUGGACUGCUAACCCACAUCAGAAUAGUAGAGCGAUGUUGAAAAUAUAUUUAGCUGUGUUAAUAAUAAAUGGUGUGGGUGGCCAAAUUAGCUUUUCAUCAUUACCUUGUAACCAUCGAAGUCCGAAAAUUGUAGGAGGCUCGGAUGCUGAAAAAAGCGAAAUGCCAUAUAUGGUAAGUCUUAUGCGACGAGGAGGACACUUUUGUGGCGCUAGUAUUUUAAAUGAGCGGUGGCUUGUGACGGCAGGCCAUUGUGUCUGCAAUGGAUUGAACAAGAUUUUUCAAGCAUCACAAAUCCAAGGUGUGAUAGGUCUUCACAGUAUAUCACAGUAUCUUAGUGGUAAUUCAGAUAAAAAAUCGACACCUACUCGCAUUAACUUUAAAAGUAUUAUACCUCAUCCAAAAUAUGAAUGCACCAUCGUAAAACAUGAUAUUGCUCUACUUCAGUUGGAUGAACCUUUAAAAUUUACAGAGCGUGUUAAACCAAUAUGUGUCAGUGUUGAAAAUCCUCUUAUAGAGUACGAAAAUCAAUUAGCGGUUGUAUCUGGUUGGGGAUGGACAAAUGAAAAUCAAGAAGAAGGUCACAAAGCAGAUAUUUUAAAAAAGGUUACCGUGAAAAUCUGGAAUAAUAAUAAUUGCGAGAAAUCUUAUAAAAUAAAUGGGAAGCCCAGCAGCAUAAUCUCAGACACCCAAUUAUGUGCAGGAUUCAAAAACGGAGGAGCAGACUCUUGUUGGGCUGAUUCUGGCGGUCCACUUAUUAUGAGAGAUAAAAUAUUAGUUGGAAUUGUUUCCACGGGAAUCGGAUGUGCUAGACCUGGACUACCGGGGAUAUAUACACGUGUCGGCAAAUAUGUUGAUUGGAUUGAUUCAGUUUUAAAAAACGCUAACGCUCUCUAAAAUAUUCUGUGAUAUUAAUAUAAACAUUACCAUGAGUAUUUUGUAUGUAAUAUAAAUUUCUAGAUUGUAACUUAACUUACAGUACCUGAAUUUCUAAUAAUAAAAUUUUCUAAAAACCGCUUCCUAUUGUAAAGAUAUUUAAGUAUAUGCAUUUAUAGUUGUAAAUAAAAUACAACCUGAUGUAUGUUUACGUCAAGAGCCAAGGAAUGGUUUGCGAAUUUUGA